This is a messenger RNA of Arachis stenosperma, 2062 nucleotides long. RefSeq lists its product as uncharacterized. The coding region runs from base 1357 to 1815 and encodes 152 amino acids. The record is from RefSeq and is a predicted model, not a curated record. The transcript is spliced from 6 exons. Gene Ontology annotation, cellular component: cytoplasm. NCBI's taxonomy places the organism in Eukaryota, Viridiplantae, Streptophyta, Magnoliopsida, Fabales, Fabaceae.
GUUCUAAAACUCCUUCGUUUCUUUCUCCCUUUCUCCCUCUGUUUCUUUCAUUCACAGAAACUCAGCCAAAAAACCCUAGCAUAGCACUGUAAGCCUACACCACCGCCGCCGCGAGUAGUGGCAUACUGCCGCCGUCCAUCCGUCUAUCUAGCUUCCCUCGUGCUCCAAGUCUUCAACCCCCGUUCGCUGUCACCGAUCGCAGCUGCUUCCUCGAGCUCGGCGUCCGUCGUCUUUGUCUGCUCAGCCGCGCUUCCGCCGCCGUUGGUUUCCGUUAACGUUCGCGUCUUCGUUCAGCGUUCUUCGCCGUUCAAGUUUGCUCGGCGUUCACCGUUCGCGUUCACUCGCCGUUCACCGUUCGGGUUCGUGUUCGUCUGGAAGCCACGUUGCCCUGCUUCAAACUCUGCGACCAACCCGUGCGCUCCACCUAGCCGUCGAACUGCUCUCUUUUGUCGCCGCCGUUGAUUUCAAGCUGAGAUUUUCUUCUAACAAUGAUACUGACAACUGGAAUAACUUAACAAUUGGACUAUUCAUUUUAGAGAGGAAAAACAUCUACAUAAUUUUCAUAUUUUAUUGAUGAGCAUUUGAGCUGUUUAUAUUUGAAGCUUGUAAAACAGAUGGAAUGCUUUCUAUAAAAACGACGAGGAGCAGCUCAAAGUUAGGAGUGGAGUAGCUUGCAGCAUUGAAAACCAUCAGCACAAUGAACUGGUGAUAGAGGGAGUCAUAAUAAUAAGUAACAUGCCUGUAGACAUGUUCUGUAAUUUUAUAUUAUAGCAGUACACAUAUUCUAUAAUUUUUAUUGUGUUGACGAUUUAUUGAUUGUUUUUUAUUGUGUUGAUGAGAGUUGUUCUAUAAUUUAUUUAUUCUUUUAUUUUAAAAUCAUUUUUUCGGUUGAAUUCGAUUGGACCGGUUGAACUAGUGAACUAGUGAGUAAAACGGUUCGAUAACCGGUCCGGUUCUCAGAACCUUGGUUCGUGGCUUUGUGCUAAGCCUCAAGCUGUCAAGCACAAUAAAAGACCAAAUGCAUGAGGUACCUUUUUGGUGUGACUCUCCAAUCUGACAUAUAAUGAUAACUAAGCUAGCCUUUCACAGGGGCCUGUAUUGAUUGGACAAACUAAAAGCCCAAAGUAGUGACAGAAAAAAUUAAAGGCCCAAUCGAAGUCCAAAAAAAUAUUUCGUGGCUUAAACCCUUUAAACCCUUCCGAAUGGCUUAUUUCGUGUAGAGGAGGAGGAGGAAGAAGAGUGCAGGUUCAAUAGCACGACAAGUUCGGAUUUUGGGGAUAUAAUUCAGAGACUUGUUUUUACUCUUCACUGCAUAGCUAGGUUUUGAUUUUUUUCCAUUUCAGUUCAGUGAAUAGGAUGGAUCACUUUGCGGGAGCUGAAGAGCAUCUUGCUCAACAAAGACUGAGGCAGAAGCUUGAUGAAGUCAAUGUAGCUGCUCAAAAUAACCUUGCCCCUAUCCAAGACCAUGUCAAUUUCACUCUCCAGAAAGCAUAUUUCAAAUGUGCGUAUGAGUGCUUUGAUAGGAGCAGAAGGCAGGAAGAGAUAACUACUUGUGUCGAAAAUUGCAGUAUUCCUCUUGCUAAUGUUCAACAGACUUUUGAUACUGAGAUGCAAAAGUUUCAGGAGAAAUUGAAUAGAUCUCUGAUGGUAUGUCAAGAUAGGUAUGAGUCUGCAAAGCUCCAGCAGAAAGGUGGGGCCAUGAAUGAUAUGAUUUCCUGUGCUGAUGAGGCGAUCCAAGACAGUACCAAGAUGCUACCACUUCUUGCUAAUAAGUUGAAAUCCUCCUUUGGCAUUAAGGACAAUGACUCCUUCUAGCUCCAUUUUUUGUAUCCAAAGAUUUAGUUAUUAUUGUAGAUGGUGCAAAUUUGCAAGACAUUAUUUUGUAACUCUAUCUAGAGUACACAAGAUUUUACUGGAUUUCUGUACUUAGAAUGCUGGGGAAGCUUGAUUUAUCAAUGACCAAUAAUUAUGUGCAUUUCGUUAGGUUUUAUUUCGCUACCUUCAAAUGUAACAUUGUAUACGAUGUGAUCAUUUUAAAUAUUAAUCGCAAACAACUUCACCC